This is a messenger RNA of Ziziphus jujuba (common jujube), 3720 nucleotides long. Its product is annotated as TMV resistance protein N-like. The record is from RefSeq and is a predicted model, not a curated record. Bases 1 to 3720 code for a protein of 1239 amino acids. NCBI's taxonomy places the organism in Eukaryota, Viridiplantae, Streptophyta, Magnoliopsida, Rosales, Rhamnaceae. The transcript is spliced from 10 exons. Gene Ontology annotation, molecular function: ADP binding. Gene Ontology annotation, biological process: signal transduction; defense response.
AUGGAUCAGAAUACAUGCAAGGGCAUACUCGCUGACCAUGAUGUCAUUAAAAUUCUGUCUUGUACAAAAUUUGGAAGCACUAAUAAAUUUGCCACUGAUAUACAUCUUGGUAGUGAUAGUAAACUCAACUUCAAAACAGUCCAUGAUGAGCGUCUGUAUGAAUAUCACAAUUCUUUGGAUCUUAAGAAAAUUGGGUAUGAGAUUGGUUCAGAUCACUUGCUCAUGUGGUGUUUCCCAGAACCAACUUUGCAACAUUCAGACGAAAUGGUUGGUCUAAACUGGCCCUCCACUUGGAGCACUGAGCCAGUGGAAGUGAAGCUGUUGUCUCUUAUGAGGAAGAUGAGGUUGAUGAAUCACAUCCUACCAUUAAGUCCAGGAUACUCAAGGUUAUAUGACCGUUUGGAAGUUGCAGUGCAAUUGGAUGUUGAGCAACCAACAGAACAGAAAAGUUCUGUGCUACAGAUAAAGAGACAUGCUUUGAUGAUGAUUAUGGAACCAAUUUAUAAUGUGAAGUUGAUGGCUUUGACAUAUGAGGAAGAAGAAAAUACCAUGACUAAUUCGAAGAAAAUCAAGCGUUACAUUGUAAACAUGUCUUCUUCUUCUCUUUCUUCGGCAAUCGCCCCUCAAGAAACGCAUGGGUUUGAGAAAAAUACCAUGUAUUUCUCAGUUUCAGAGCAUAUCUCAACUUUCAUGGACGAUCAUGAACUUGAAAGAGGCAAUGAAAUUUUACCCACACUUAGCAAAGCAAUUCAGGAAUCCAAGAUUUCGAUAAUCAUUUUUUCCGAAAACUAUGCUUCGUCCACAUGGUGUUUGGAUGAACUGCUGCAAAUACUUAAAUGCAGAAGAACAAAUGGACAGAUUGUUAUACCAAUCUUUUACGGCAUAAAUCCAUCCAUUGUACGCAAACAGAAGGGGAGUUAUGGAGUUGCAUUUGCUGAACUUGAACAACGUUUUAAGGACAGAAUGGAGAAGGUGCAUCGAUGGAGGGCUGCUUUAGCAGAAGCAUCGAAUCUAUGUGGGCCUGAAACCAAAUUAGUUCGAAGAAUUGUUGAAGACAUUUUAUUGAAAUUGUCUAAAUGUCUAUCUUCAAAUCAUCAUUUCAAAAGACAUCUUGUUGGAAUUGAAAGAAAGAUCGAAGAAAUUGAAUCAUUAUUAUCCAUUGGCUUAAAAGAUGUUCGCAUUAUAGGUAUAUGGGGCAUGGGAGGUAUUGGUAAGACCACCCUUGCAAGGGUUGUAUAUCAAAUAUUAUCGUAUUCUCCAUUUGAAGGUUGUUGCUUUCUUUGGAAUUUUAGGGAAGAAUAUGCAAGAUAUGGACCAAAUCAUUUGAGAAAACAACUUCUAUCUAAGUUGUUAAAUGAUGAAGCUAUUCUUCAUAUGGAUACCACAAUUAUUGCAUCACCAUUUAUUCUUGAUAGACUUCGAUGUAAAAAGGUUCUCAUUGUUUUGGAUGAUGUGGAUAUUUCAAUCCAAUUAGACGCUUUAAUUGAAGGAUCUCUUGAGCUUGCUCCUGAAAGCAGAAUGAUUGUUACAACUAGAAAUAAGCAAGUGCUUAUGAAAGUAGCCAACUACAUUUAUAAGGUUGAGGGGUUAAAUGACAAUGAAUCUCUUGAGCUCUUCCAUUUGCAUGCUUUUUGUAAACAUUCUCUAGCAACGGAUAAUGAAAUGGUGUUAGAAGCGACAAGUUAUGCAAAUGGCAAUCCAUUAGCUCUUAAGGUAUUGGGUUCUUUCCUUUGCUUUAGAAGUAAAAAAGAAUGGGAAAGUGCAUUGAAGAGGCUGAAGAGAUUUCCAAACCCAGAAAUUCAAGAUGUGUUGAGAAUUAGUUAUGAAGGACUAGAUGAUAAGAAGAUGAAGGAUAUGUUUCUUGACAUUGCUUGCUUAUUUAAUUCAUCUUUUACUAGAGACCAUAUAGAAAGCAUAUUAGACGAUUGUAAUUCAUCUGUGAAAAUAGAAGUAAGUGUUCUCAUCGAGAAGUCUUUGAUUGAAAAUACCAAAGGUCACAGGGGAGAUGUGCUAUGGAUGCAUGAUUUGUUGCGCCAAAUGGGUCGGGCAAUUGUACGUGAUGAAGAUAAUGAACCCGGUAAUUGUAGUAGGUUGUGGGACACUAUGGAAGUCUGCAACGUAUUGGAAAAUAGUACGUGGGACUUAUACACUUUGAAAUUGUUGCCAUCAAAUUUUAUUCCUGAGAAUCUUGUUGAACUUGUACUUCGUGGCAGCCAUGUUGAAAAGCUUUGGAAUAAUCGUAAAGAUCUGUCUCUUCCCGUGUUAAGAAGGAUGGAUCUCAGUUAUUCCAAGUUCCUCACUCAACUACCAGAUAUGUUACACUCUCCAAAUCUGGAAAGUAUAAAUCUUGAAGGUUGUACAAGCUUGGUUCAGGCUCACAUUGCUCCAAAGUUUGCACCCAAUUUAAGAUAUUUACUUUUGCGUGAGACGGCAAUAGAAACAUUGCCCCCCUCAAUUUGGCAUCUCUCGGGUCUUGUGCAAUUAGAUUUGAGUUAUUGCACAAGACUUAAAAGUCUUCCAUCAUGCAUUUGUCAUUUGAAUUCUCUUGAAGAACGAUACCUGUUUGGUUGUGAGAAACUGAAAAUAUUUCCAGAAAUCUUGGAGCCUAUGGAACACUUGAAAUUACUUUUGUUAGAUCACUCGGGGAUUAAAGAGUUGCCAGAGUCAAUUGAAAAUCUAGUAUCCAUCAGAAAUAUCCAUUUAACACGAUGCAAGGGCUUACAGUUUCUCCCAAAUAGCCUACGUAAAUUAAGGAAACUUGAGAUGUUAUGCCUCGUGGCCUGUUCAAAAUUUCAAAAUUUGCCUUCGCUUCCACUGUCGUUGCUCUACUUGUCGGUGUCCGGAUGUGAGAAAUUGAAAUCUUUACCAGAGCUUCCAUCACGAUGUUUGAGCUUGAAUGCAUAUGGCUGCAAGUCACUGGAGAGUAUAUCAAACUGGAGAGCUCCACUAUUAAACGAUCUGGAUGUCACGGGACAUCAGUCUUUCCCUGCAAACAUCGACUUUUUUGGUUGUGAAAAAUUGGAUCAGAAUACAAGCAACACCGUGCUUGCUGAUCACGUGGCAAUUAAUAUUCUGUCUCAUCUAAGAACUGACACAAUUAACAAUCUUCUAGUCUUACGAUAUCCAGGAGAUGAAAUUCCAAAGCGGUUCAGUUAUCAAACUUGUGGGACUUCAAUCAAUAAUAUUAUGCUUCCUCCAUAUUGGAAUGAUGACGACUUCUUGGGUUUCGCUUUCUGCAUUGUUCUUCGUGGGAAUAAAAUUGACGGUAAUUCAUGUCAUGGUGUUAAUUUCAAACUCAAUUUGAAAACCAUCGAUGAUGAUCAUCUUUACGAAGAUUCUCGUUGUAUUGAUUACUUAUGGGAUUACAAGGUUAUUGGUUCAGAUCGCGUGGUCAUAUGGAAUGUAGAAAAGCUGUCUUUGCAAUCGACGGGUAGACUACAUUGGCCCUUUACUUGUAGCACUGAGGCCUCUAUCCAUGUCUGUCCUGCUUAUGCUGAAAGGGUUUCCAACAUGAUUAAAAGUGAGGAUGGCGGGAUUAAGAAGGUUGGGAUUCGGUUUGUGUACAAACAAGACAUAGAGAGAUGUGAUGCAGAAACUGAAAGAAAGAAUAAGAGACGCUUCUAUGAAUGUGGUGAAUCAAGUGCAAGCACUGAAGCUGUUGUCUCUCUUGACGGAGAAGAAGAUGAUGAAUCAUAUGCUAAGAAACUCAAGCUUAUGUGA